Rosa chinensis is the source of this 1393-nucleotide messenger RNA. Its product is annotated as probable serine/threonine-protein kinase PBL19. The transcript has 5 exons. Lineage: Eukaryota; Viridiplantae; Streptophyta; Magnoliopsida; Rosales; Rosaceae. Gene Ontology annotation, molecular function: ATP binding; protein kinase activity. The record is from RefSeq and is a predicted model, not a curated record. Gene Ontology annotation, biological process: protein phosphorylation. The coding region runs from base 1 to 1170 and encodes 389 amino acids.
AUGUGGACCUCAAAUUUAAAGCUCAAAUUCAAAUCCAAGAACAAACAGAAGGAGUUAAAAUCAGCUCCGGAUUUGAGAAACAAAAGCGACUCCUUAACUCCGGUAUUAGACCGUGCCUCGAAAUCUCUACCUUCACCAAGAAGCAUACCAGAAUUGUACAAAGAGAAGGAGCAGAAUUUGAAGGUUUUCUCACUCCAAGAGCUCAGGGAUUCAACCAAUGGCUUCAGCAGGUUGCAAAAGCUUGGGGAAGGGGGAUUUGGGAGUGUGUAUAAAGGAAUAAUCAAGCCCAAAAAUGGCAAGGGUAGUCCAAUUUUGGUUGCCAUAAAAAAGUUGAAUCCACAUAGCUUACAGGGUCAUAAAGAAUGGCUUGCAGAGGUUCAAUUUCUUGGUGUGGUAAAUCACCCAAAUCUGGUAAAGCUUCUAGGAUAUUGCUCUGUAGAUGGGGAAAGAGGGAUCCAACGGCUAUUGGUAUACGAAUAUAUGCCUAAUAGGAGCUUAGAGGAUCAUCUUUUCAACAGGGCUUUGAACCCUCUUCCUUGGAUCACGAGGUUACAAAUAAUGCUUGGUGCUGCUCAAGGAUUGGCUUAUCUACAUGAGGGACUGGAAGUCCAGGUGAUAUAUCGAGAUUUCAAAUCCUCCAACGUGCUCUUGGAUGAGGACUUUAAGCCGAAGCUCUCAGACUUCAGGCUUGCUAGAGAAGGGCCAAAGGGUGACCGUACUCAUGUAUCGACAGCAGUGGUAGGGACUUAUGGAUAUGCUGCCCCAGAGUAUGUCGAAACAGGCCAUCUUUCCAUCCAUAGUGACUUAUGGAGUUUUGGUGUGGUGUUGUAUGAGAUCCUCACUGGGAGGCGUGUCUUAGAAAGACACCGGCCAACAGCGGAGCAGAAGCUUCUUUAUUGGGCUAGACAGUACCCUGCAGACAGUAAAAAAUUCAGCAUGAUAAUAGAUCCGCUUCUAAGAGACCAGUAUUCUAUUAAUGCAGCUCGAAAAAUUGCCAAGUUGGCAGAUAGCUGCCUGAACAAGAAUGCAAAAGACCGGCCAACAAUGAAUCAGGUGGUAGAGAUCUUGAAGCAAGCUAUACAAGAUUCACAAAAGGGUACCAACUCUGUAAAUAACAAUUUUGGGGCAUCUGGGUCUAAAUUGGGUAAAAAGAACCCCAAGUUGAGGUGAUAUAAGAGAGAAGCCUGUGAUCAAACGAAAGCAUUAUUAAUAGUGUCUGCUGUGACUAUGUUCUAUUUAAAUUUUUUAACAGGUUGAAAUGGUUGGAUAAGUGGAAAUGGGAAGUUUUGUGUAAGUUCCAAUUUUGCAGACCUCAAAUACUUUUAGCCUGCUCUGUUUUUACACCCUUUUUAACCGAAGUUAGGGGUUCUGGUCCAACAUGAGGGUGGUUUGA